Linum tenue is the source of this 932-nucleotide messenger RNA. Lineage: Eukaryota; Viridiplantae; Streptophyta; Magnoliopsida; Malpighiales; Linaceae. The record is from the annotation of a GenBank genome assembly.
CCAAUUUCCCUCCGAAAAAAAGGAAAAACUUUUAAUCUUUUUUUUAGGAUCUGGACACUGAACUAACGCUGAGCUGUCAAAUUGCUUCGUCCAAGCAAACGCAACAACAAGAGCAACAACAAACAAAGUCCCGCGUCUUCCUCUCCUCUUCUUCUUCUGCAUCGUGGUUGCGCUUCUCUGUCUGUACGGAUUCCGACUGAUACCAGAAACCGAACAUGGCGAAUUUCGACAACACACCGCCGGAGAAUCAUCACAAGGACGGGGAAUCGUUGCCUCCUCCGCCCGUCGUCCUACCUCCACCGCCGGGCGCAGGCCUUGGAGUUCCGCCGCCGAUGGGCCCGGCGGCCGGGGACAUGGAGUCCGGGUUCGGGGUUCGGGGAAUCUUGAGGCGCUGGAGAAGAGAGGAUCGGCUGAACAAAGCGUCGGUAAUAUGUAGAGGGUUGGGUUUCGUUUUCUCCCUCCUUGCUUUCAUAAUCAUGGCCAGCAACAACCACGGCGACUGGAUGAGCUUCGACAAAUACGAAGAGUACAGGUAUUUGGUGGGGAUAACCGUUCUAUCGACUCUAUACGCCGGAGCUCAGGCGUUCCGGCAGGUUCACGAGCUUCACUCCGGCAAAUACACGAUUCCGCUCCAGCGGCGAACUUCCGCCAUCGUCGACUUCUGCAGCGAUCAGGUAGCUUCCUACCUACUUAUGUCAGCAGCCUCUUCGGCAGUGCCUCUGACCAACAGAAUGCGGGAAGGUGCAGACAACAUAUUCACAGACACAUCGGCAGCAGCUAUCAGCAUGGCACUCCUCGCAUUCAUCGCCCUUGCUCUCUCUUCUGUCGUUUCUGCACACAAGCUCUUCACUCAAUCUUACAUUUAGAAGACCUCUUCUUCCCCCCCACAUUCAUUCUCCUUCCUUCUCUUUUAUGGGUUUUCAUUCUUUUAG